UGUAGGAUAUUCAAGCGCAAAUUCAGUAACAUUAUCAGUUAGUGCGAAAAGAGAUUCGCAUAUUUCUGUGCCUUGUGGCACGUCGUCGCUCGUUUACGCCCAGCCAGCAGACGAUAUUUUCGUGCUUUUAAUAAACAGCUCUCACGCUGUUAGACACCGAAUACACUUCUUGGACGGAUUAUCCUCAUAAAUUUUAUAGAUAUCUUGCGAAUGACGCCUUGUUCUGUUUGAAAAAAUGCCCGGAAAGGUAAAGGUGAAGAUAGUUGCGGGACGCAACUUGCCUGUUAUGGACAGGUCUAGUGAUACAACAGAUGCAUACGUCGAGAUAAAGCUGGGCAACACAACAUACAAAACUGAUGUGUGCCGUAAAUCAUUGAACCCACAGUGGAAUUCAGAAUGGUAUAGGUUUGAGGUAGAUGAUUCUGAACUUCAAGAUGAACCACUACAGCUUCGACUGAUGGAUCAUGAUACUUAUUCGGCUAAUGAUGCUAUUGGCAAGGUAUACUUAGAUCUUAACCCUCUACUGCUACCUGUGCCUCCCCCAGCAGUGAAGAAUGUUCGAAUAGAAGGAAACGCUCCAACAUCUGCCAACACUGGAUCUGUAAUGUCUGGCUGGAUUCCUGUUUUUGACACAAUGCAUGGAAUAAGAGGAGAGGUUCAAGUUAUUGUCAAAGUUGAGCUUUUUUCUGACUUUAACCGUUUCCGCCAGUCUUCCUGUGGGGUUCUUUUCUUUUGUUCCUCUGUCAUUCCUCAGGGUUAUAAUGCACAGAUAAUUCAUGGAUUUGUUGAAGAGCUAGUAGUUAAUGAUGAUCCAGAGUACCAAUGGAUUGAUAAAAUACGUACCCCCAGAGCAUCUAAUGAGGCAAGACAGACACUGUUCUUUAAACUAUCAGGUGAAGUGCAACGAAAAAUAGGACUCAAAGCUCUGGAUCUGGGAGGCAAUGCUGUCAUUGGGUACCGUCAGUGCUUUGAUUUGGAAGGCGAGUCAGGCAUUGUUGCUAGAGGAAUUGGUACUGCUGUUUCCCUUGUUCGCCUUCAGGAGAGUGCUGCAUUAAACACAUCCAGUCACGAUGAAUCUUUUCUUUCUCCUUUUCGUACUACUCCAUGUCUGUAUGCUGCUCCCUCUUCUCCUCGUCUUUUUGUCAUCCCUCCUACUCCCACAACUUGUAUCAACCCCUCAAUGUCACCACUUUUACCAAAGCAAUCCAAAGAUGAUAGAUUAUUACCUUUAAUGGGAUCACAUUUCCCUAAAGCAAAGCUUAACAAGAAAGGAAAGAAAAGACCUGUUGUGGUGAUUCCAUUACCAAGUAAUCCAAAGGCUUUCACUCAUCGUCGGCAAGGCUCUGCUCCAUUUGAAUUACUUCAUCAUGUACCUUAUAAAAGGCAAAAUUCGACUAAAUCACUGGUCACAGACUUAUCAGAUCUACGACGCCUUCUGGAGCAAGAAGAUAUGCGGCAGAGCUCAGGUUCUCCAGGAAGCAGCCGAUUUAUGAAAGCCAUUCGACACUUGCCCAAAAAAGUUAAUGCUCUGAGAGGACGAAUGCAAUCUACUGAUGACUCUGACCUUGACACAAUAUCAUGUUCCUCUACUAAAUCUCUUUCAUUUGACCUAAGAAGAAAAUCUCUAAAGCAGUCUAGGAAUGAUUCAGUGACAGCUGCCCUUAUUAGAUCCAUUAUGAUGGAGUCCGGACGAGAGCUAGAUGAUGGAGGAGGAUUGAGCCGAGUGGUGGAAAGUGAAGAGACUAUGGUAUCGGCACCAGCAACUCCAAAGCUGAAUUUGUUUCCCAGUUCAUCAGAAAUUGAAUUAGGAGGAGCAAAAGAGCUUAUUCAUCAAAUAUCAUCUGACAUUGAGGAAAGUAUUGCAUUCAUCGAGUCAUCAUCAUCAUCAUCAUCAUCUUGUGGCUCUUCAACUACAGGAGAUGAAAUCACUGAUUCUUCAGCUGCUGGUCUGAAGGAUGAAGAGAACUCAAUUGUGGAUGAUUAUGAUUUACUGGAGGAAAAACUAUAUUGUGAUGAUGCUUCAACAUCUCAUAGAAUUGCUGUGGAUACCCAUGCAUCUCCUGGGAAAACUUCUAAAGGAAGGGUCACAUUCGUUAUUGCUGGAAAUGAAACUGUACAUUUUGACCGAAAAAAAAGUAGAUCUCUUUCACCGAAGGGUCAAAAAUCUUCCUCUGAUGUCUUCCGCAAGGAAGUGUCACUUUCGCCUAUUCUUGUUAAACAUAAAAGACAUCCAAAACUUAACAACUCUAGCCAAUCCUCAAGUUUAUCAAGCUCAAAGCUAUCAUUUGAGUGUCCACAACUCAAUUCACCCAAAUUGCAAACUGAUUGUGCCCAGCAGAAUUUAUCUUCACUCAAGGCCAAAAGAGGAAGAGUAUGGAAACAGUCAAAUGUGUCUGUUUGUGACGUUGGGGAUGUUCUUCAGUCAAAUAGUCCAUUUGAUCAAGAGUUUAACGCUGCUACUGUUGCGCUGAAGACUACUCACUUUGAUGUGAACAUUGAAGAUCUGCCUCAACCAUUUGAAUCACCAAACCCUCAAACCCCACCCAACACCUCUUCCUCCAUUUCUCUUCCUCCAUCGCCUUCAACUUUGGAGUGUGAUCUUAACACUGGUAAUAGUAGGUUUGAUGUAGUUGCUUCAACUUUUAUUAAUAGCUUGUCUGCAUGCGCUGAUUCGUCUGACAAAGUAGAUGCUCUUUAUCAAAAUAACAUGAAAGGCAAAGACAGGAAACAAAGUCUUCUUGAUGAGUCAAUAAUCCAUACAAACUUAUUCACAAACUCACCCACUAUCAGUAAACCUAUGCUUGAUCAGAGUAAAGUGCAGAACAAUUUUACUAAUGUAGUUAUUAACUUAGAGAGGGCCCCAACACCACAGCCCAAUGAACAUAAGCUGCAGGCUACUUUAAGCAUGGACAGUUCUAGCAAGACUAGCAAUUUAAAAUUGGCUCUGGAGAAAAGCGUGUCAGAUAACCCAGUGUGCUCACUCACGCUUGACUCCCCUCGUGUGUUGUCCCCACUCCAUAAGAGUAGGAGUACCACUAGCCUAGUGUGCCGGCAUGAAGCUGCAGCAGCCUCGCACUUUGCUACCGACGGAGAGCGAGAAGGACAAGGGCAUGAUGAGGAUCGGGCUGUGCCACACGGACUAUCAGCUCAGCUGUCUUCAAGUGCCCUCAAACAUUCGCAGUCCCCUGCUAAGCUCACUGCUGCCCCAUCCAUCCAUCGAAGAUCUUCAGAUUCAGAUUUAAGCGUUACACCUAAAGGCUGCUCCAGGAAGAGGAAUAGUCUCACAGGGAGUGGAUCAUCAUAUACUGGACAUCAAACUCGACCUCCAGCGUUGCUUUUGCAACCACCAAUUAUGAAUCAAGAUAAUUUUGAAAUGUUGGAGUAUCCCUUUCUUACUGUCUCCAAAUUUCCGCCUGGCUUUGUGCAAAAUAUUGGAGGAACAGUGAGCUCAAGAUCUGUGAAGCUCUUGGAACGCAUCACCAAUUUAGAAGAGCCGGAGACUCGGGACACAUGGUGGAAAGAGUUAAGGAUGGAAGUUCGUUCUCACGCACGAGCUCUUGGAUGCAAUGUUGUGUUAGGAUAUUCGGAACACACAAGCAUAUGUGAUGAUGUUUGUGUGCUAAGUGCUGCUGGUACAGCAGCUGUCAUCAGCUUACAAUACAGUUCAUCUGAUCUUGACACGUCAGGGGGAGGCGCUAACACAGCAGCUACUGAGAAACAUCAACAAGGACAGGUUUUAUCCCAGGGCUCUCAAGUACCCCAAAUUUCAGCUCAACCUUCUGCUCAGAUUGAUCAGAGCAAUGGGGAACAAAGUGCUGUCGCCGCGAAGGAACAGCAACAUUUACCAAAUCAAGGACAACCUCAGCCAUCAUUGUCACAAGCACAAACAACCGCACCGGUUGCGCAGGUGCAGAAGCAGGCUAGUACAGUUAAGGUGUCUCAUGACCGUGUGACUAUGACCACCUCUCUAGAUAGAAAUGAUUUUGAAAAGGAUCGUGGCUCAUCAGGUGGCAAAGUAGAAUCAACCUCUGGGGGAAAAAGUCGUUGUUUAUCUGAGAGUGGUGAUGGUGACACCCCUCCUGGGUGCGUCAUGUGCCACAUACCUUAUUCAGAAUCAAGUGUACCUUUUAGAGUAAAGAUGAUGAAAUGUGCCAUGUGCAGGAAAGGUAAAGUGCCUGAUGUUCUUUUAACAACAAUGGAACCGCCUGAAGGAAUACCUGUUACUGGACGAGGUUGCUUGCUUCAGGCAUAUGUCUGCCGUCCUAAGCGAGAUGCUAAGGGAGAGCUAAAUGCCAAAGAAAUUUCUGAUGGUUUGCCAUUUCUGGAAUAUGAAUUGCACCGAAUGCUAUUGAACAAGUUAAAAGUUAAAGGAAUGAAUUCCAUAUUUGGUUUGAGGGUCCAAGUUUCCAUUGGAGAAAGGAUGCUAGUUGGUUUGGCCACUGGUACUGCUAUGUUUCUUACUCCUUUACCUGCUCCUCCUGUUCCUACAAUUACUGCUGGAAAUUCGUGGAGUGAUGAGCGAAGACUCCUUGAAGUUCAAAAGACACUUGCGGAAACAGUCAAAAGAAACAGGGAAAUAUAUCAAUUAAAACCAAUAUGUGAAGGGGAAAACUCUGUGAAUGGACGAUCUAAUCAGUCAGAUACAGAGGAUUCUGAUGAUGACCUUCCUGAAAUGGAUCUAGCAACUGGAAAUAAGGAUACUUGCGUGAUGGAGGUAGAUGACAAUGAAGAUGUUGAUGUCAUUUCAUUGCUUAUGGAUCCACAUCCACCUGAUGGUUUUUUUGUUGUAAACACUGAAGUAGUUCCUGGACUAGAAGAAAUGGAAGUAGUACGGAAUUUGCAAAUGUUCACCCAAGUUUGGCGAGCCAAAGUCACACCGUCAAUGCCUCCUAUGGUUUUUUCAAAGCAUUUCCAUCGCAUGCUGAAUAGUGUCUAUUUUAAGUUACGUCGAAUGGUUCCUUGUGCUUUAGGACAGCUACAAUUUUUCGUGGAACUACCUGAACCUGAUGAAUUGCAACUUUCGCUUCUGGGAAUGGCUCUAGGCUUGGGCGAAACAGAGAAAACCACAAAGUCGAAAAGGAAAGCUGUCCCGCCAUCCACAAGCAAGGAGCACCUUAAAAAAGAUGAUAAUGAUCUUAUUUUUAGUUUGGAGGAAGAUGUUGUGUUAGAGGAUACAACAGGUGCAGCAGCUGCAGCAGCAGUGGUAGCUGCUAGUUCUGCAGCUCUGACAAACAGUAAUAAACAUCGACCUAAGUCACCUCAUCGUGCAACAACACUAGAUCAACGCUUAAAAAAUCCACCCAAGCUAAGACAUACACCUCCAAGAGAGCGUUAUGGUGUUGACAUAACACCUCUCUCAUACAUACCUGGUGGGAAAAUAGAACGUUAUCUUGGAAACCUUAAUUUCUUUUUCAUACGUGAAAGCACAGCUAUCCGUGAGAGCGGUGGUUUGAGCGGUUUUGUUCAUAGUUUUAUAGCAGAAGUUUUAGCCAUUGUUCGUGCUCAUGUCACUGCACUUGGAGGGAAUGCAAUGGUUGCUUAUUUCAUAUCUGAAAAUGUUUUACUUCACAACCCUCAUAAAAAUCAGGGUCAAUGUCUUAUCAAUGUUGGUGGUGAUGUAGUUCAUGUUUCAUACUACUCAAAUGAUCAAUGACAGAAGAUAACUGGGGCACAACAGAAAUGUCGCCCCCGAUCCAUGGCACUAUGAUUCCUUUUUAGUGCUCAGAGCGACCCUUUUGGAAGCACAUUGUGAACAUUUGAUAUUGCCAAAAAAAAAAAAAAAGAAAUCAACUUUGAUAGAUCAGACAUAAUGUGCCUUAAUUACAUUGCAAUUUGUUUUGUGUAUUUUUGCUUGUUGUCCUUAAGCACAUUUGUUAGACUGUAUUAGUAAUCCCAUUUUAAUUUUACAAACAUAUCUCUGUGAUUAUCCCCCUGAUUUUUUGUGGUUUUUAAAAUUAUGUGCUUCACCAUGAAUAUAAAGAUACUGUGCUGUUUUGCUCAAGUUGGCUUAAUGGAGAUGCUUAAGUGCUAGUCUUUGAGGUAGUAUUUUACACCUUGCUCAAAACGCCAUGGAUGUGGAACCAUGAACUUUUUUUAAUGAAUUGGUGCCACAGCUCUACAAUACAGUGGUAUUAUAGUAACUCUUGUGCUCAAAGCCAAAAGUUUUUUUUUUUUUUUUUAAGGUAACACAAGACAAUAAGUUUUAGUAUUGAGUGUCAUCCCUUGGAGAUCAAAAUUGUAUGGUUGUAUUGUAAUAGUACAAACAAAUAUUUAGGCUAAAUUAGUUAUAUAUAAUGAAAUAAUAAUCCUUCCUAUUCUAUUCUCAUAUUGUUUGUGUGAAGAGAAAAGCCGACUCAACUGCUGGCUUUACUUGGGGAAAGAAUAGAUAGACUGGGAUGCAUUUACGUCUGAAGUUUUAUUUACUAAUUUUGGUGUACAACUUCCUUACUACUCCUGUUUUCAAUGUGUUAUCAUAACUUCCUUUUAGUUUUUCUUCAUUAGUAGAAAAUGCAAUUUACUUAGCCUUUUAUUGGGAACUAGGAAGGAACAGGGUAAUUGAGAAAAUGUUGAGUUUUUAGUUUGACCUAUGGCUGUCUUUGGCAGUCUUUUGUGCAAUUCUUAAUUUUCCUCUAGUCGUUCAAAAAAAAAGAUGCAUUUAGUACGGUUGUGUGUACCGCUUGUCAGGUACAAAACAAGAGGCAAAGGAUGCAAGUAAUUACGGCCACUCAGUUUGAAAAUAAAAAUGUUGUGGGAGAUUAACUUGAUGUUUGUUCAUCUUUAUGAUUACUUUCUAAUUUUAAAUUUAAAACAAUUGUUACAUGUAUCACAUUAUUCUCAUAAAAUGGUUUUUUUUUUCAA
This is a messenger RNA of Frankliniella occidentalis (western flower thrips), 6858 nucleotides long. RefSeq names its product C2 domain-containing protein 5. Bases 236 to 5653 code for a protein of 1805 amino acids. The transcript has 21 exons. Gene Ontology annotation, cellular component: plasma membrane. Lineage: Eukaryota; Metazoa; Arthropoda; Insecta; Thysanoptera; Thripidae. Gene Ontology annotation, biological process: positive regulation of vesicle fusion; protein localization to plasma membrane; intracellular protein transmembrane transport. Gene Ontology annotation, molecular function: calcium-dependent phospholipid binding; calcium ion binding. The record is from RefSeq and is a predicted model, not a curated record.